AUGAAGUUCCUCUACGUCGUCCAGACCUUAAUCGCCUUCGCCCUGGCCACGCCACUGCCUGAGACGGCUGCUGAAGUUGACCUGCAGAAUCGAGGAGAUUCUAUCGGCAUAUCCUCUGUCCUUGUGCGUGAUGAGCUGCGCAAUGGCGGCAGCGCGUGCCCCAAGGCCAUUCUCAUCUUUGCUCGAGGCACAAUGGAGCUGGAUAACAUGGGUUUAUUAGUCGGACCAGCUCUUGCAGGUGGCUUAGAAGGUAUCCUGGGUUCAAACAACCUCUGGGUCCAAGGUGUAGGUGGUCAAUAUGCUGCCAACCUCGAGGGCAAUCUGUUUCCAGAUGGAACACCUCCUAAAGCCAUCCAGGAGAUGCUUAGCUUACUCCAAUUGGCGGACACCAAGUGCCCAAACUCUAAGAUUGUUACAGGGGGGUAUAGCCAAGGUGCUGCACUCGUGGCUGCUGCUAUUCGCGACGUCAAGGCUUCCAUUCGACAAAAGAUUGUGGGAACCGUACUCUUUGGGUAUACCAAAAACAAACAGAGGAACGGGCAGGUCGAAAACUACUCAACUGAUCGGCUUCGGGUCUAUUGUAACCUCGGAGACUUGAUUUGUGAGGGGACCUUGAUUGUUCUACCACCACACCUUCUUUAUGGAGUUCAGGCUGCUGGCCCAGCAGCCCAAUUCCUCGCCAGCAAGAUCAAUUAG
Clonostachys rhizophaga is the source of this 696-nucleotide messenger RNA. The record is from the annotation of a GenBank genome assembly. NCBI's taxonomy places the organism in Eukaryota, Fungi, Ascomycota, Sordariomycetes, Hypocreales, Bionectriaceae.